Molecule: messenger RNA, 8610 nt
Organism: Alosa sapidissima (American shad)
Lineage: Eukaryota; Metazoa; Chordata; Actinopteri; Clupeiformes; Clupeidae
Gene: arfgef3
Product: ARFGEF family member 3
Exons: 37
Coding region: 562-7308 (2248 amino acids)
Biological process (GO): regulation of ARF protein signal transduction
Molecular function (GO): guanyl-nucleotide exchange factor activity
Source: RefSeq, a predicted model, not a curated record
AUACAUGGAAUGGAGUAUAGAAAUCGGACAAUUCCUACGAGUCACGUCAAACCAUAAACUCAGGCCAUAUAUGGGAAAGCUGAUAAAAACUGUCAAAAUGCCACUGUCAGAUGAAGAACUUUUCCACGAUUUGAUAUUUUGAUUUCAGAACGUUUUAACCUGCUGCUAAAAUACCAUUCCGUGUAGGCGAAUGCUUGAAAUCCACUACCGGAGUUUGCCAUCUACUACAGACCAGAUUUCCAGUUGGAAUUAAGUGAAAUAGCUAGUACGCACAGACUGCUCAUGGGCGUAUCAUCACGGUUGUACUGCGAUGCCAAAAAUGGUGGACACCAAAUGUUAUUGCAACGUGAAAUAGCCUUGUCAUUUUAGAAUUUGAGAGCAAUGUAUUUGUUUGCCAAUGGUAAACAAUAAAACAAUAGCUUCCUUCCUGCUCUGGACCACGGAAUUGACAUCACUGGCUUAGAAGUGAUUCAUAUCUUCACCUAAACCAGGGAAGAUGCUGCGCGUGUAACAGUGGGACUGGGUUUUCUACAUCAACCAUUCAUCUGCUGCCGUGGGGUCAUGGAGGAAAUACUACGGAAGCUACAAAAGGAAGCUUCGGGGCACAAACACAAAGCUAUCCGGGAUGCCUGCACUCUUGCUUGCGAAACACUUGAAGCCCAAACUGGCUCGGUCAAGAUCUUGCCAUCUCAGCUCCGAGCAAGAUGCCUGUUACCUCUCCGGCUGGCACUGGAGUCCAAAAACACCAAGCUGGCUCAGACCGCCCUCACUGGUAUACAGAUCCUUUGUGAGGACCGCUUUAUCGUUGGAGAGACCGAGAUUCCAGAGAAGCAGCUGCUGAAUCAGGUGCUGGAUGCUGUCAAGGUGACGCCCACCCUUCACGAGGACCUGCAGGUGGAGGUCAUGAAGGUACUGCUCUGCAUUACAUACUCGUCCACGUUCGAGAUCAAAGGCAACUCCAUCCUGAAGAUCGCUGAGGUGUGCAUAGAGACCUACAUGUCCAGCUGCCACCAGAGAAGCAUCAACACAGCUAUCCGAGCCACACUCAGUCAGAUACUGGGAGAUCUGACACUGCAGCUGCGCCACAGACAAGAAGGGGUGGGAGUAGAUGGGGAAGACCUACCAGCCCAGCUGUCCCAGCGAAAAGAUCUCUCCCCCACCACUGAAGCACUGUACGAAGAUGUCGUGACUGUCCUCACAGUGUUCUGUGAAAAGCUGGAAGGAGUUGGCAAUGAGAACCAGCUGCUGCAGUUACUCUAUUUGGAGUGCAUUCUGUCCAUGCUCAGCAGCUGUCCUCCCACAAUGCACCUGAACCGCGGCUUCAUGGAUCUCGUCUGGAAACAGCUUUGUCCAUCACUGGUGGUGAUCAUGGGGAACCCCGUCAAUGACAAAACCAUCACCUCCGCCCAUGGGGGAGGGGGCGCGCAGGAGUCGGAGAUGUCGGCGUCCGGGGGCGGCGCGGGCGUGACGGACCAGGGCCGCGGCUCGGGCUGCUCGUCCAGCGCCCCGGCCAUGAUCGGGCCGGUAGUGCGGACCAUCUGCUACGUGGCGGCCGAGCUGGUGCGUCUGGUGGGCUGCGUGGAGUCCAUGAAGCCCGUGCUGCAGUCGCUCUACCACCGUAUCCUGCUCUACCCUCCGCCACAGCACCGUGUGGAGGCCAUCAAGAUCAUGAAGGAGAUCCUGGGUAGUCCUCAGCGUCUAUUUGACCUGGCUGGUCCGUGUGUCAUUGAACCAGAGACCAGGAAGAGGUCUUUUUCCAAGAGGAAGUCCUAUCUUGACCUCCUCAAACUGGUGAUGGAUGGCAUGACUGAGGCCUGUAUGAAGGGUGGCAUCGAGGCGUGCUACUCCUCUGUCUCGUGUGCCUGUGCCCUGUUGGGGGCGCUAGACGACCUCAGCCAGGGCCGUGGGCUCCAAACGGAGCAGGCUCGUCUGUUGCUGCGGCGGCUGGACGAGCUGAAGGACAGUCCGGAGUCCACUCGAGAGUCCAUGGAGGUGAACGAGGCUGACUUCCGCUGGCAGCGCCGCAUCCUGUCGGCCGAGCAAGCCGCCUGGGAGCCGCGCGCCAGCGAGCGGAGCCCCGACAUCAGCAUCAGCGUCACCACGGAGACGGGCCAGACCACGCUGGAGGGGGAGAUGGGACAGACCACACCGGAGGAGGAGUGCGGGGAGGAACCGCGGCUGGCAUCGCCGGCAGCCUUGUGCGGUGGGACAGCGCCCGAUGCAGAGGUGCCGGCGGCCGGACGCGAGCCAUGCCCCGCCACCACGGCUGCCACCGAGCCGCCGGACGUGGUCCAGCGGAGCCACGCAUUGGCCUACCCGGACAUCACCAACUUCCUGUCAGUGGAGUCCCGCACGCGCUCCCAUGGGGGCGGUGGUGGUGGUGGUGGUUCGCGCUACAGCGAGAGCAACUUCAGCGUGGAUGAACAGGACCUGUCGCGCACCGAGUUUGACUCGUGUGACCAGUACUCCAUGGCAGCCGAGAAGGACUCGGGCCGCUCGGACGUGUCGGACAUGGGCUCGGACAACGGCUCGCUGGCUGACGAGGAGCAGACGCCGCGCGACUGCCCAGGCCAACGCUCACUGCGGACAGCCGCGCUCUCGCUCAAGCUGCUAAAGAACCAGGAGGCCGACCAGCAGAGCGCACGCAUCUUUGUGCAGUCGCUCGCCGGCCUGCUGCCGCGCCUCCUCACCAUGCAGAGCUCGGCCGAGGUGGACAGCACACUCCAGAACUUCUCCUCCACCUUCUGCUCCGGACUCCAAGCAGGGGGUAUCCACUCUCCAGGCUUUGAGGUCAGUGAGAACCUGAGCUGUCAGGCCCUGAUGAACGCAGAUGGCCUUUACCUGGUGUCCUACUACGCCCUGCUGCUCAACCUCAAGCUCUGCUGCUGCGACUACUACCGCAGGAAACCCAUGCCUGCUCUGAUCACUCUGGUGAGAGCCUCCCUUUCCCAGAAAGAGUUUGUGCGUCAGAUCCAGAGCAGCGGUGUGCUGGUAGUCCUCUCCCAGGCCUGGAUCGAGGAGCUCUACCACCAGGUGUUAGAGCGCAGCCUGCUGGGGGAGGCAGGGUACUGGGGCUCCCCUGAAGAGCACUCCCUGCCCCUCAUCACCAUGCUAACAGACAUUGAUGGUCUUGGCAGCAGUACCAUAGGGGGGCAGCUGAUUCGCAAGGCCUCCACACAGUCACCCUUUCUCUGUGACAAGAGUGGCAGUGACACCAUGAUGGCAGGUAUGGUGUUUGCACGCUACAUCCUGACGGGCUGCUGGAAGAACCUGAUCGACACGUUGUCGGCGCCCCUAACAGGCCGCAUGGCGGGCAGCUCCAAGGGCCUGGCCUUCAUCCUGGGCGCCGGUGCCGAGGGCAUGAAGGAGCAGAGCCAGCGCGAGCGGGAUGCCAUCUGCCUCAGCCUGGACGGCCUACGCAAGGCUGCCACCCUCAGCUGCGCGCUAGGUGUUGCUGCCAACUGUGCGUCAGCUCUUGCUCAGAUGGCUGCAGCCUCCUGUGUCCAGGAAGAGAAGGAGGAGAGAGAGGCAACAGAGAUGGGGGAUGCUAUUACUCAAGUGAAGCAGCGUAUGGAGCAGAAGCUGGAGCAGAUGUCCCGUCCGCAGGGUGUGCGUCUGCACACGGCCCACGUCCUCUGCAUGGACGCCAUCCUCAAUGUGGGGCUGGAGAUGGGCAGCCACAACCAGGACUGCUGGCCUCACGUCUUCAGGGUGGUGGAGUACAUCAGCUCCCUGGAGCACACCCACUUCAGCGACGGCAGCAGCGCCCAGCCCCACCUGGCCAUCACGCAGGCCCAGCAGGCUGUGGACAUGGGCCUGGAGCCAGACGGAGAGCCCAGCCCCGAGAGGGAGCUGGGACUGGGGCAGAGUCAGCCGGUCAUCCAGCCUCUGUCCAUUCCCGAGCUGCUAAAGGAGGGCGGCCGCGGGAAAGGUCUGGAGCUGAGAGGGGGGAGCCUGCUCACGGGCCCCAGCGCAGCCAAAGCUGUGUGUACACUCUCCACGCAGGCCGACAGGUUGUUUGAGGAUGCUGCCAGUAAGCUGAAUCUGGUUGGCCUGGUGGGAUUUCUGCACCAGCUGAGAAAGGCCUCCCAGUCCCAGCUGUUUGACUCAGUGACUGAGACUGGGGACUACUCCCUUGCCAUGCCAGGUGAAGCGAAGUCCACACAGGACCGUCGCAGUGCUCUUCACCUGUACCGGCUGGGGGAGGCCAUGCUGCGUAUCGUGCGGAACAAGAGUCGCCCUCUGCUUCACAUGAUGAGAGCCUGGAGCGUCGUAGCGCCCCACCUGGUGGAGGCAGCCUGUCACAAAGAGCGCCACGUAUCCCAGAAGGCCGUGUCCUUCAUCCACGACGUGCUGAUGGAGGUGCUGACCAGCUGGGCCGAGCUCCCACACUUCCACUUCAACGAGGCGCUCUUCCGGCCCUUCGAGCACAUCAUGCAGCUGGAGCUAUGUGACGAGGACGUGCAGGACCAGGUGGUGACCUCCAUCGGGGAGCUGGUGGAGAUGUGCUCCCCCCAGAUCCAGUCAGGCUGGAGGCCCCUCUUCAGUGCCCUGAGGACAGUCCAUGGGGGCAAGACCGACACCAAAAACUACCUGAUCGGGGAGUACUCCAUGGGGAAAUCCCAGGCCCCCGUGUUUGAUGUCUUUGAGGCCUUCAUCAACACAGACAACAUUCAAGUGUUUGCCAAUGCAGCAACAGACUACAUCAUGUGCCUUAUGAAGUUUGUCAAGGGGUUGGGAGAGGUGGACUAUAAAGAGAUUGGAGACUGUGUGCAUGUGAUGGGCUACAGCUCCACGGACCUGUGUCUGCCAGCCCUGGACUACCUGAGGAAGUGCUCUGAGCUGCUCGCCAAAAUCUACAAGAUGCCUUCCAAGCCGGUGUUCCUGGGGGCACGGCUGGCGAGCCUGCCCAUGCGGGCACAGGAGCGCUCGGUCAGCAGCGGGGACGGCAUGGACUGCGUCCUGGCCGAGUUUGACGACGACACAGGCCUGAUUCAGGUGUGGAUCCUGCUGUUGGAGCAGCUGACGGCUGCCGUGUCCAAUUGCCCGCGACAGCACCAACCUCCCACCCUGGACCUGCUGUUCCAGCUGCUCCGAGACAUCACCAGGAUCCCAGGCCCAGGCUUUGCCAUAUUCUCUGUCAUCCAGCUUCUCCUGCCGGUGAUGUCGCUGUGGCUGCAGCGUAGCCAUGGCGACCACUCCUACUGGGACAUAGCGGCGGCGAACUUUAAGCACGCCAUCGGGCUCUCGUGUGAGCUGGUGGUGGAGCAUAUCCAGAGCUUCAUCCACUCAGACAUUGGCUAUGAGAGUCUGAUCAACCUGAUGCUGAAGGACCUGUUUAAGCUGCUGGUGUCCUGUGUGGCUGAGCCUGCAGAGACCAUCUCUAGAGUAGGCUGCUCCUGCAUCAGGUAUGUUUUGGUGACUGCCGGGCCCGUCUUUACUGAAGAGAUGUGGCGUCUAGCCUGCUGUGCGUUACAAGAUGCCUUCUCUGCCACUCUGGAGCCUGUCAAGAACCUUCUGGCAUGUUUUCGGAGUGGGUCGGACAGUUUUUCAGGCGAUGCGUGUGAGGUGAAGGUAGCAGCCCCAUCCCACUCUCCCUCAGCCGAGGCGGAGUACUGGAGGAUCCGUGCCAUGGCCCAACAGGUCUUCAUGCUUGAUACUCAGUGUUCACCCAAAACGCCCAGCAACAAGGAGGGCUUUGAGCAUGCUCAGUCUUGUGUCCUUAUCAUAGAGUUGCCUCCAGACCAGCACUCUAAUGGACACACACAGAAGAGAAAAAUUGGGAUCCCUUUUAGAACCAUCGUGGUGAGUCUUCUGUCCCAUCAGGUUCUCCUACAGAACCUAUAUGACAUCCUGCUGGAGGAGUUUGUCAAAGGCACUGGCGGGGACAGCCAGGAGAGCAACACGCCCGUCUCCGAACCGCGUCCCGCCGGGUUCCUUCGUUACAUCUCCAUGCAGAACCUGGCCAUCAUCUUCGACUUGCUGCUGGACUCGUACCAGACGGCCCGUGACUUUGACACGCGGCCCGGUCUCAAGUACCUGCUGAUGAAGGUGUCUGGAGUCAGCGGGGCGGCCAACCUGUAUCGCCAGUCAGCCAUGAGUUUCAACAUCUACUUCCAGGCCCUGCUUUGUGCUACACUGACAAAUCAGGAGAACAUCACAGUGGAGCAGGUGAAAAGGAUUCUGGGAGAGGAAGAGGAGGGCAGCUCAGACUCAUCCCAGCCCUGCUCCUCAGAGGACGAAGACAUCUUUGAAGAGACUGCGCAGGUGAGCCCGCCGCGGGGUAAAGACAAGCGGCAGUGGCGCGCCACCAUCCCGUCCCUGAGCUCACAGCCGGCCAGCGGCGUGGACUGGGCCUGGCUGGUCAAGCGUCUCCACAAGCUGUGCAUGGACCUGAGCAACAACUACAUCCAGAUGCACCUGGACCUGGAGAGCAGCUUGGGGGCCAUCGGCGGCGAGGAGCCCGUGCUGGGCCACCGUGGCGGCGACCCACUCUUCUUCCUCCCCCUCUUCCCCUCCGAAAGCUCCACGCCCACCCCUUCCACCACGGGGGGGCCCUCGGGCCGGGGCACGCCGUCUGAAGACGGUUUCCGUUGCCAGCCCGCGGUGGAGACGCCGGGCGAAGAGCCCGCGCUGCAGACGCCACCCGCGGUGCCGCCACCGUCCUCGGCGGGCGUCUCCGGCAGCAGCCUGCCCCACCAGCAGGGGGCGCGAGGGCCGAGGGAGCACAGUGACUCCACCGGCCGCAAGAAGGAGUGGUGGGAGAGCGCCGGCAACAAACUCUACACCAUCGCCACCGACCGCACCAUCACCAAGCUCAUGAUCGAGUACAAGCGCCGCAAACAGCAGCAGCAGCAGCAGGGCCACCCCAUCUCCCAUUCGCACCCGGCCUUCGCCCGGGAGGCCAAGCCCGGCGAGAGGAGGACUGAGGUGGGCUCGCUGCGGGAGCCCGAGUCCCCCGGGCCCCAGAGGCCCCAGCAGCUGGUGGACCAGGGCCCCAUGAGGCACUCGUUCAGCGCGGGGCCCGAGGUGCUGAGGCAGGAGAAGAGGCCACGCUCGGGCUCCAUGGCCAGCUCUCACAACAUCUCCCUCAGAGACGCAGAGGCACAGAUCCAGGCGUGGACCAACAUGGUCCUGACGGUCCUGAACCAGAUCCAGCUUCUGCCUGACCCCACGUUCAUCGCACUGCAGGCUGCCGUGUUUCCCUGCAUAAGUCAGCUCACCUGCCACGUGACCGACCCCAAAGUGCGGCAGGCCGUCCGGGAGUGGUUGAGUCGGGUGGGCCGAGUCUAUGACAUCAUCCUGUGAUGCAAACGGGAGGCAUGUCACCGUCCACUUUCAUCAUGACCUGAGGUUGUUGAAGGUCACUGGGAGUAUUUUACGUUGGCUUGGAAACGACCUUGGGCUUUUGUGUGUAUGUUUCUGUUGGCCAUGCUAGCGCUCUCGUCUGUCUCUUCUGCUUUCCUCUCACUGAAAGGAAACUGUUGCCAUCUGUAUGUUUUUUUUUGUUUGUUUUUUGUUUUACUGAACUAGAUCCUUUAAAUACUUGAUUUCAAUGAUGCAUCACAGUGGCCAGUAUGUUUAUUUAUGGUAUUUAUCAUAGUGGCCAUUUGUUUUCCAUUGUAUAUUUGUGAAUCAUUGCAUAUUUAAUUUAUUUGAAGGCGGAAUAUAUUCAUAAUAUACAUAUCUAUUUUAAUGAUGACUGAAUGUUUUGUCUGAUAUUUUGCAUAUGCAUUAGUACAAAAUGUGACAUUGACACAUGACCCCUUGGAUAAUAUGCCCAUCACCGUUUUUAUCUUUGGAAGGCAAAUAAUCAAGACUGUGCUGUAUGCCGAGUCACUUGCUUGAAGUGUGUUUGAGUGUACAAGCAUGAUGUGACCGGUGGCUUGCAUGUCUGUCUCGGACAAUGAUCAUACCAUAGAGUUAAAAGUUGCUUUCUGUGUGGAUAACAUGCUGCAGAUUAUUGGUAGUUUAUUCAUCCUGGAAACAAAGUAUUUUUAAAUGACCUUACUUUAAUCACAUUUACAUUAUGCAAUAUUCAUUACAGACACAGCAGCUAUAUCUGUUAUAUGGAACUGUGUGUAUUUGCCACUACUUGUAAUCAUGCUGCCAGUGAAACUAUAGGAACCUAGGCCUUGGCUUGCAAAACACAGUGGAACUCAAAGAGGUUUGGCAUUUGGGUGUAUUAUUCCUAAUGAAUUGAUGCCAAUCAACAUCAGACAUUUGAAACCGCUGAAGAAUGAUCAUGUGACAUUGUUGUACUGAACCUACUGCUUCAUCCUUGAAGUCUUUUGAUCCUUGUGUUAAUUUAUGUGUGUUGUGUUGUAAGAAGCUGUUUGUUUGGUGAUUUACUAAACUCUUAAAGUCCUCAUCACUGUUUCAGUGGACUCAAUAGAGGUGGCAAAAAUGACCCGUCAAAUUUAAGUGUUCAGCUCCCUGCGAUUGUUUUGGCAUUUUCAUAGUGUUCAUAGUUCUAAGGUAUGUCUGUUGCUGAUGUGCAAUGAAAAUGCCUUGCUUAUGAUGGAGAUGACCAAAGAUGAACCUUAUUCUCUGUCACUACACUGUUUUGUUUGUUUGUUUAGUUUCUUCCACACAGUAAACAAAGUUCCU